GUGGUGUGUUCAAUUUUCUGCUUUCUUCCCCAACCCAACCCAACGCGACGCGCACACCUUCGUCCCUAGUUCUCGCGAUCUCUGAAUCUGGACGCCUUGUAAAACCGGCCACUUCUUCCCCAUUAUAAAUCCAACCAUCAAUCCCUCAAUCGAUCGCUCCAACAACCACACUUCCAAAACCUUUCAGCUCGAGAUUCUCUCCCUCUCUCCCUCUGAGGAAUCGUUUGCCUCUCUCUCUUCUCUGUUACUGCCUACCUCCUUCAUCUUUGAUAUCUGCUUCGUCCAUUGCUUUCACGUUACAGUCUGCCUUAUCUCUGAGAGAUAAGGCCAUCGGGUUUAAAGCUUAGGGGUAUACCUUGCAUGAAGACAAACGAGUGAAGAAUCCACAUUACAUAUUAGAGUCUCCAGUUCAUCAUGUCUUCCGCAAGCAAGGGUGAAAGGAAGGCUGCCAUUGAUGCAGCGUCAUGGUUUUUCAAUGUGGUCACGUCUGUAGGAAUAAUCAUGGUGAAUAAAGCCCUGAUGGCUAAAUACGGUUUUACUUUUGCUACUACGUUGACUGGCCUGCAUUUUGCCAUGACAACUCUGUUGACAACCUUUCUUAAGUGGCUGGGAUAUAUCCAGACCUCUAGUCUUCCAUUACCCGAUCUUAUCAAAUUUGUUUUAUUUGCAAAUUUCUCCAUUGUUGGAAUGAAUGUGAGUUUGAUGUGGAACUCUGUUGGAUUCUAUCAGAUCGCUAAGCUGAGUAUGAUUCCAGUAUCUUGUUUUCUGGAAGUUGUCUUGGACAAUGUGCGGUAUUCAAGGGACACAAAGCUUAGCAUUUUAUUGGUUCUCCUUGGUGUUGCUGUCUGUACAGUCACUGAUGUAAGCGUCAAUGCUAAGGGUUUUGUAGCUGCUGUAGUGGCAGUUUGGAGCACCGCACUGCAGCAAUACUAUGUACAUUUUCUUCAGAGGAAGUAUUCUCUUGGAUCGUUUAACUUGUUGGGCCAUACUGCGCCAGCACAGGCAUCAAGUCUGCUGUUAUUAGGUCCCUUUGUGGACUACUGGCUGACAAAUAAACGAGUUGAUGCUUACAACUAUGGUUUGGCAUCCACUUUCUUCAUCACUCUGUCAUGCUGUAUCGCUGUAGGGACAAACCUCAGCCAAUUCAUCUGCAUCGGCCGGUUUACAGCGGUGUCAUUUCAAGUCCUUGGCCACAUGAAAACUAUUCUGGUCCUCAUCUUGGGGUUCCUUCUGUUUGGAAAGGAGGGUCUCAAUCUUCAAGUAGUUCUAGGCAUGAUAGUUGCAAUUCUGGGAAUGAUCUGGUAUGGAAAUGCCUCUUCCAAGCCUGGAGGGAAGGAGCGUCGUAGCUUGUCAAUUCCCACCACCAAAUCACCAGAUUAUAGUGCAGUUCCAGUUUCAUCCGAACCUGAUGAAAAGGUAUAGUCAUCAGCAGUUAGCAACAGGUCGAGAGAAGAAGGGGAUUAAACUCUGGAUCAGCUGAUUCAUUUUUAUUUUCAUUACUCUCAAAAUGGAAUCCCACCAUUAUUAUUUAUUUAUAGAUGCUAAAUCUUAUUUAUUUGUUUUUUUUUUAAAUGUAUCUCUUGAGUUGAGGGAAGGACACGUCUGUAGCGUGCAGCCCCCUGUGAAAGAAUGAAGGAAAAGAUAAAUGAGUAGUCUCCAUUAUGUUCCA
Messenger RNA from Prosopis cineraria, 1669 nucleotides. Its product is annotated as UDP-rhamnose/UDP-galactose transporter 4-like. NCBI's taxonomy places the organism in Eukaryota, Viridiplantae, Streptophyta, Magnoliopsida, Fabales, Fabaceae. The record is from RefSeq and is a predicted model, not a curated record. The coding region runs from base 415 to 1422 and encodes 335 amino acids. Gene Ontology annotation, molecular function: antiporter activity; UDP-galactose transmembrane transporter activity. The transcript has 6 exons. Gene Ontology annotation, cellular component: Golgi apparatus.